Messenger RNA from Anthostomella pinea, 1152 nucleotides. NCBI's taxonomy places the organism in Eukaryota, Fungi, Ascomycota, Sordariomycetes, Xylariales, Xylariaceae. The record is from the annotation of a GenBank genome assembly.
AUGGCCCAAAGACGCCUACCCCCCCUCCGCCUCGGCAUCGAAGCCGUCAAGACCGACGACGUCUCGCUCAUGUCCGCAGUCAUCGCCCAAGCCUCGGAACCCGACUCCCGCCAAAAAGCCGCAGAAGUCAUGCAGCGCAGCCUCGCCCGCGCCUGCUCUCGCCAUGCCCUUAAAGUCCUCCGCUACCUCCUGGACGAGCAAGGCGCCGACGUCCACACCAUCCACCCUAGAAACCUCUUCCAUGCCGAAGGCACGGGCCCUUCGACCGAAGUCCUAAAGAUUCUGCUGCAGCAUGGUUGGGAUAUCAAUAGCCGGCAAGAUCGCACCGAUGCCCCCUUGCUCUGGCGCGUGACGGGUGAUUAUGAGUUGACGAAAUGGUGUCUCGACCACGGCGCCAGCGUGCAUGUUCCCGGCGACACGCCGUCGCCGCCGAGCGGUAGUGGUGCCGGUCCCGUGCCGCGGACGCCGCUGCUGGAGUGCGCGGCGCGAAGCGGCAACGUGCAGACUUUCGAGCUCCUACGUUCCGCAGGUGCGAAAAUGACGCCCGCGGUGUUGUGUCGGGCGUGCGACGCAGCGGCGCUGUACGUCCCUUCCCCGGCUAACACGACGAGCAUCGACAUGGACCUCCACAACUCCGCUCGCGAGGAAAGGAUGGCUGUGGUCCGAUACUUGGUCUCCACCCUGCACCUCGACGUGAAUGCCGAGGGUCGUUGGGCGGGCUCCAGUUGCACGACUCCUUUGUGCCAUGUCGCGGACAGGAGCAACCGCGGCGACAAGGACGCCAGGGAGCUGAUCUGGUUCCUUAUGGAUUCCGGGGCGGAUCCGAAGUUGAAAGGUUCGAAGGCGGAGCUGGGGGAUGGGCUGGGCUUGAGCGCCGUGGAGUGCGCGGAAAUGAUGGGGAAUGAGGGCUUUCUGGCAGCGGUCAGGGAGUGGGAGGAGAGAAAGAAGGGCGGGAGUGAGGGUGCCCCGUUAAAUAGAGCCGUGACAUGUAUAUCCACAGAUCUUUACGUUUGCAAGCGAUACUCAUGCCUUUCUCCGAAUAGCACCAGUAGUGAGAAUGAUGAUAAUGACGUUAGGGGGGUUGAAGGGCUUGUUACUGUCCUGUUGCAUGGCGGCUCGAUACGACUCAGUGAACUGUUGUCAAAAGUAUAA